AUGGACUUGUGGAUUUCCCGCUAUCAAAUGCUCCUCUUGCACUCGUUUUUCAUUCUCGCAUGCACUCUUCUGCACAUUUUACCCGAAGUGACGGGCUUCGAGAAGGGAAAAGCGAUUAUUGCAGCUGUCGUUUUGAUGGGCGCCGGGCACGGGAUCAAGCUGGUCACCUAUCCGCCGUACAUCGCAGCUCAAGGUGGCAACGAGGGCACUGAGGCUCUCGACAAGCUGUUCACCUAUUUUUACAUUUACACCACCGUGGCGACUGUGAUCGGAAUCGUCGGCUAUUCCCUCUUCGGCGAGUUCUUCUACCUCAACUUCGACAUCGGGAGGCGAUACGUUGUCGCAUAUGCCGUGCUCGCCUUUUUCUCGAUGUGUUCUACGUGUUUAUUGAUAUUCAUUCGAUGUUGCGCGUUUCCAUACAAGCGCCGCAAAGUGCUCGGCUUGACGGCGAAUCUAUUGCUGUUGUCGAUUUGCGCCCGGAAACGCAAGAAUGCUUCAAGUGAAGCUGAUGCGGUAAACGAUGAGAAGUACCCGAAGACGAACACUUUCCUUGACAACGCCUAUCCGCACAAGAAACGAGCCGACAUUUUGCAUGUCUAUCAGAUGUUCCGAAUGGCGAAAUUUUUGCUUAUCGCCUUGCCAUUUUAUCUCGUCCAAAGUGGAAUGUACACGGAUUGGUUGGAAUUGGCGUACUCGAAGCUUCACCCGUGCUCCCUUCUCAUCUGCAUCUCUCCCACAACUAUCAUUGCCGUCAAUCCACUCCUCGUCUUGGCUUUCUCCCUUUUUCACCACUAUGUGACGCCGAAAAUCUGCGAAAAGACCCGGUCACUUUGGGAGAAGCUAACGAAAUUGAUGUGCAAGAGAUUCCAUGAUGAUGAGAGUUUUCGUCAACGGAAAGCUCGGAAUGUCAAGGAUGGCCUCAAAAUGAUGAUCGGGGUCGCGUUUUUGAUGUUGGCGCUCGUGUCGAAGUUCACGAUUAAGGUAACGCUCGAUCAGCUCUACCCUCAUCCUCCAUCAGGCAUCACCAUAUUCUCCUCACCGUCACUCGCUGAAUCGGUCCUCAAAUUGAAAUGUGAAACGGGAGCGUUGACGAUUUUUGAGCGGAUGGCACAGAAAAGCCCACCCGCCGCCACAGUCAUCUACAAUUGGACGCUAAAUCGUGGAGGGGAUCUGCUGUUGCCGAGACACCUUGACAUUGCAACGUAUUGUACCGCUUGCGAUGUGUGGCUGGAGAAAUCCGAUGAGAAGAUCAUCGCGAACAACAAGGAAAGGAUCAUCAACAACAACGAAACCCAGCAACAAUAUCUGUUUCUGCGUCGAAUCGAACCGAGGCGCGGCGUUUUGCUUAUUUGGAUCGACGAGGAGAAGAAGCUUCACACCUCCUACCUAAACGUUGAGGCGAGUCGACACGGGCCGAAUUCGACACGAAUGGUGACAAAGGUGAUCGCUGCCGGUUGUGGGCUUACCCAGUCAACUCGACUUUAUUUCACCGACGAUUCCGACAUCGUGCAGACCUCGGGCAGUGCCAUCUACGUAAUUUUUCAUGUC
Molecule: messenger RNA, 1548 nt
Organism: Mesorhabditis belari
Lineage: Eukaryota; Metazoa; Nematoda; Chromadorea; Rhabditida; Rhabditidae
Source: the annotation of a GenBank genome assembly